Molecule: messenger RNA, 2628 nt
Organism: Beta vulgaris subsp. vulgaris (sugar beet)
Lineage: Eukaryota; Viridiplantae; Streptophyta; Magnoliopsida; Caryophyllales; Amaranthaceae
Product: condensin complex subunit 2
Exons: 14
Coding region: 103-2178 (691 amino acids)
Biological process (GO): mitotic chromosome condensation
Cellular component (GO): condensin complex
Molecular function (GO): chromatin binding
Source: RefSeq, a predicted model, not a curated record
CACUGAAUUCAAAAAAAACUCAUCUUCCCUCUCUUCUUCUUCUCCUUUCUCUCUCCUCUUCAAAGUUCAAACACACCAAUCGAAGAAAUCAAACCUACAGAAAUGGCGGAAACCCUAAGUCCAAAUCCUCUACCACAACAAAAACGCAGAAUUUCAAUUUCCACUCGCCUUCAAUCUCCGACAAGCCCCUUCUUCUUAGCCUCUAACGACGACAAACUCGAACGCGCUCAAGCACGUGCUGCACGUGCCGCCGCAGUUCGCCGGAUAAUCGCCGAAGAUGAUCUUCUCUCUCCUCCUCCUUCUUCUCCCUCAAAUUCCUGCCUUGAUGGUGCGCAAAUCAUGGAGUUGUUCCGCAAUUGCAUCAAGCUUGCAAGUGAAAAUAAAAUCAAUCAGAAGAAUACAUGGGAGCUGAAGCUUAUAGAUCAUCUUAGUGAGAUUAUCAAAGUUGAAGAUGAAGAAGAUGCUGAGACCAACUUUCAAAAGGCAAGUUGCACAUUGGAAGCUGGAGUGAAAAUUUAUGCACUAAGGGUGGAUUCGGUACAUUCUGAAGCAUAUAAGGUCCUCGGUGGAAUCAGUAGAGCUGGUUUUGAUGAUCAACAAGAAAUUUCGGCUGGAGGAGACAAUGUUAGCAAUGAGCAGGAUGGCCAGCCUAGAAAGGAUUCAGAGAAGAAGCUAUCACCUCUUUCAACGCUGGAGUCAUCUUUUGAGGCUUUGAAUGUCAAGAAGCUUGAUGUUGCAUUUGCAGUGGAUCCUUUGUAUCAUCAGACAACAGCGCAAUUUGAUGAGGGUGGGGCAAAGGGUCUCCUUCUAAACAACCUUGGAAUUUAUGGAGGGUGCCGAGUACUUUUUGAUUCACAAGAAGUGCCUGCAAAGUGCAUUUCUUCUGUCAGUGAUACUAAUUCCUCCAAUCUAAUUGAUAUCUCUUUUGCUGGAGAAUACGUUGACCAAAUGGUGAUGAAUGUGAACACAAAGAACGAUAUUUGUCCUACUUUUAAUGCUAUAGUGGAGAAGCUUGAUGAAAACAGUUUGCAAGAAAGGCAAAACCAGAGUAGUCAGGACUCUGUUUGUGAUGUUACUGCAACUGAUGAUAUCACUGGUGAGUCAAAUCGAGGUUCAGAGUUCACGGGUGUGAAUGAUGCAGAUGAUGACAAAGGUUGUGAGUUGGAUGAUGGUUCGUAUGGUAAUGCUGAUGCAUGGUCAUAUGAUCACAAUGAUGACGCAGAUCAUGCUCAUGAUAGUUUUGACACAAGUAAUCAACAUUUGGAAAAUCAGUAUGAGGAUCAAGAAACAUCAAUGUCUAGUGAACAUGAUACAUAUGACAGAUUUGAAAAUGUUGCCUCCCUUCUUUUGGGUGUUUCGGGAGUUAUGUCAAGUCAGAAUGCUUGGGCUGGACCUGACCAUUGGAAGUAUCGAAAAUCUAAGACUGUAGGUACUGAGACUGUUGCUCAAGACACAGAUUUAGCUUCUGUAGCUAAGAGACAGAAAACCAAAAAAGCAUCAGAAGUAGAUAUUGAUUUGACAAAAGCUUUGGACGAAGACAUGCCUGAUAUCUUCACACCCCCUAAAAGCCUGAAGUCUUUACUCCUUCCUGCCAAAAAAGUGCCUUGCUCCAACAAACUUCCAGAGGAUUGCCAUUACCAGCCUGAGAAUCUUGUGAAGCUGUUCCUUCUUCCACAUGUUAUGUGCCUUGGGAAGAGAAGAAGAAGGGUGGCAGAAAAUGGAUCUUGGCAAGAACAGAGUGGAGCAUUUCCUGCUUGGGAUGACGAAAGUGGUUAUAGUGGCCCAGAUAAUGAUGGUUAUGCUCACAGUGACAUAGACGAACAGGAUAUUUUGGUCUCCCAGCCUCGUCAGGUCAGCAAAAUUGAAGUUCAGUAUGAUAAAACUGCAAAGCAAGUUGACGUACAUUUGCUGAAGGAGACACUUUGGGAUCAAAUACAUGAGUUUGUUCAAGCACCUGAAAUGAAAGUUGAUGAGGAUGCCAUAUCUUUCAAACAAUUACUUGCCACGUUCCCUGAUGAUUGUGGUGCGGCAGCAGCCCAUGACAUUUCCCCUCAUCUAUGCUUUAUCUGCCUAUUGCAUCUAGCCAAUGAGCACGGGUUGAAGAUCCAGGGGUGCUCAAAUAUGGAUGACCUCAGUAUACAUCUGCCCACAUCUUCCCAGGACACAGGUUGUAGCUAAUGCUGCUGUGAGUCAAAGCAUACAUUAUUAUGAAGAGUUUCCCUUGUAAUCAUUAAUCAGUGUGACUGCUUUAAUUGUAAUUUGUAUAGCUGCACCACCUCCCUUCAUCAAAGCGGCAUCACAUUAAUCACCAGCAAUGGCAGAUGGAUUCCCAUUAUGGUGUCGUUGGUUUCUGCUCGAAACAUGCGCAACAUUCCAUCUCUGCACCCUAGGCCGAAUAACUGAGAAAUUUAGCAGUAGGCUUAUGUAAAAUGUGAAGUUAAAGAAGUAUUUUGAUAUUGUAAUUUUUGGCUGUGUUGGUGUUGUGACCUAAGCUCAAAGCAUACAAAUUUGUUGUAUUUGUAUCCUUUAUCUGUAGAUAACUGAGUUUUAGCAGUUUAUGUUCUUUUAGAAUAACAGUAAUGUGUGCGUUUGGGAAUUGAAAUGAAUUAAUGUGUGGUGAAAUGAUAA